CUCGUGACCACUUAGUCCAGUCACUCCCCAGAGGUAAGGCUGAGAAUACGCUCCCUCAUAGCUAGGCUGUCUUGAGCUGGCUACUGUCUCGUCCAGGAUAAUAUUUCUGUUGUUUCAGUUAUCCUUGUUGGAGACAUCAUCAUCAAAGUCGUGAACACUAGUGACUUGUGCCAAAGGUCAUGUUGAGUCUCUUGUCGAGAAUUGUGACAGGAAGCGACUGUGAAGAAUGUCAGGCACCAGCAAACGCCAAGGACUUCGUGGGGUCAUCAGAGUCGUCGUCACUGACGGACGACACCGACGAGGAGGAGCUCAGCCCACCCAUGCCAAUCAUUAACAUCGAUCAGACGGAAUUGGCUGAAGACGCCCUCCAUCUUCACAAACAAACAACUGUAACGUCCGUCACACGGUCAGACUCCUCUGAGGACGUGGAUGACUCACCUGCCGAGAAAGACGUGGAGGUGUUGGCCCCCGUCGUCCUCCCAAGCCAGGAUGUGUGUCGUCGCAUCCUAGAGUUAGUGGAGUACUACCUGAGUGAACACAACUUGGUGAAAGACAUGUUCCUCCUGAAGCACGUCACCAAGCAUCACGAGGGCUACGUCUCGAUCAAACUACUCACCAGCUACAAGAAAGUCAAGCGGCUCACCAAAGACUGGAGGGUUGUUGCGCAUGCGCUUAAGGCUUCGAAGACACUUGAGAUAAACGAGAAUAAGACGAAAGUUCGGCGCGUGACUGUGUUGUCGCAGGAGCUGGAAGAUGACACGAGGGCCUUCAGGACGCUGCUCGCCACCAACAUCGCCAGAGAAGAUGCCAAUAUGAAUAAUUUAGCAGAGUUUUUCGCCAAGUUUGGUGAGCUGACCUCCUUGCAGAUGCACAAACCCAACGGGCGAUCCUUGGAAGAGGUGCGGCUAGCUGAGCGGGAACACCCUGGCAUCAUCAACACCAUAUGCGCCAUUGUGGAAUACGAGAGGGUACACUGCGCCCGACAGGCACUAAGGUCUAUACUUAAUAACUCAGAGUGUAACAUGAAGGCACUUGAGUUACCCCGUAAAAAGCGUGAGACCAAGCUGAGCACCAAGACUCACGCUGAAGGAGAAAGUGCUUAUUACAGCACUUCAGAUAUGUCGGAGCCAACAUCACCUGAGAGUCAUAUGAAGAUGUUAUAUAAAAAAAAUCUGAGGUCCCCGUGUUCUUCACUGGCCUCGUCUCCUGUCAUAUCUCCCGUUUUACUGCGUCGUCACCGCAAACCGCAGCACUCAUCUCCAGAGUCCUCUCCUCCAUCUCCAUACAACCUGCGUCGUAGUCCUGCAACACCCAGUUCGUCUCCUGAAGACCGCCCUGUCUUCUUCCCACGGUACGAGGUGCCUGGCUCCUCUCCACUACCUCGGCGUCAGCUGGGCCCCCGGGGUAUCACGUCGACACCCAGUUCCCCUAACACCUGGCGUCAAAAGAACUUUAUUAACGACAUUAACAGCGCCAAAGCUCUCGAAUCUGCGGUACCAGCGCCCCUCAGUCCUUGGCUGAGACGUCGUGUCUUUGCAGCAUCAGGAAGUGUUACCUCCAAUUCCGUUGUUUCGUCUCCCUCUGCUUCCCCCAGUCUCCGACGACGACAAGAUGCCUCCUUGUUUGUGCCAGAGAACGUAACUCGUCUCCCCAGGGGGCCAGACGGCACACGGGGCUUCCUACCUCGACAACCCAUGGUGAACGCACAGGCUUGAGUCCCCACCCAAAACGCUCGUUGAAUUAAAACUGCACAGGAGCGAGCACGACUCUUCUAUAUAUAACCAACCUCUCAUAACUCUCAGUAACAUUGUGUUUAUAUACUGGUACACUCAAGAAGUAGUGGUAGCUUGUUAUACCUGUGAUAUAUUAUUGUUCAACGCAUAGGUACUAGAUCAUACAACUAACACCAAACAUGUAUAAUAAUAAAGUCACUGAUUAUUAUAUAUUAUUCUAUUUAUGUUAUAGUAAAUAAGAACAACGAAA
Messenger RNA from Homarus americanus (American lobster), 1983 nucleotides. RefSeq names its product la-related protein 6-like. The record is from RefSeq and is a predicted model, not a curated record. Gene Ontology annotation, molecular function: mRNA binding. Bases 180 to 1715 code for a protein of 511 amino acids. The transcript has a single exon. Gene Ontology annotation, cellular component: nucleus. Lineage: Eukaryota; Metazoa; Arthropoda; Malacostraca; Decapoda; Nephropidae. Gene Ontology annotation, biological process: RNA processing.